AUGUCAGAGAGGAAGGAACGCCACAGAGCAGCCAAAAAUGGCGAUUACAAACAGAAUGACAAUGGUCUCGACAUGAAAACAUUAUUCGUGAGAUCUAUUCCCAUGGAUGUAACAGAUGAAGAAUUGACCGAUUAUUUCUCCAAUUUUGCUCCAACCAAACAUGCUGUGGUUGUCAAGGAUGUCAAUAAGAAAUCUAGGGGGUUCGGUUUUGUCAGUUUUGCUGUAGAAGAUGAUACAAAAGAAGCUUUGAAGAAAGCUAGACAGACCAAAUUGAAAGGUCACUUAUUAAGAGUUGAUAUUGCGAAGAGAAGAGAUCGUUCUAGUAAAUCUGAUGAUAAAAAUGAAGGUAAAGUGAAGACUGAUACAAUCGCUGUGGGUACUAGAGGUGAUGAUAAUGGAGAUGAACCUGAAGAAGUUGACGAAGAAUCUUUAUUGAAAGGUAAACCAAAGUUAAUUAUUAGGAAUAUGCCAUGGAGUUGUCGUGAUCCUGAAAAAUUGAAAAAGGUUUUCGGAAGAUUUGGUAACGUUGUUGAAGCUACUAUUCCAAGGAAACGUGAUGGUAAAUUAUGUGGGUUUGCAUUUGUUACUAUGAAGAAAUUGAGUAAUUGUCAUCUUGCAUUAGAAAAUACCAAAGAUUUGAAGAUUGAUGGCAGACCAGUGGCAGUUGAUUUUGCCGUCCAAAAAAAUAGGUGGGAAGAUUAUAAAAAGGGCCAUGAAAAUAAGGAAGAAUCAAAAGUAAAUGCUGACAGGGAAGACGAAGAUAUGGAUGUUUCAUCAGAAGAACCAGCUAAUAAUGAGGGCGACAAACAUACAGAAGAUAGUGAAGGAGACGAAGAAGAAGAAGAAGAGGAAUUAGAAGUGAAGGAAGAACGCCCAAGAAAAGGUAAAAACAAAAGAGAAGAUUAUUCGAUUUUUGUUCGUAAUGUUCCAUAUGACGCUACUGAAGAAUCAUUAGCAGCUCAUUUCAGUAAGUUUGGUUUAGUCAAAUACGCAUUACCCGUCAUUGAUAGAGCCACAGGUCUGGCUAAAGGUACUGCAUUCGUUGCCUUCAAAGAUGCAAUGACCUACAAAUAUUGUAUAGACAAUGCUCCAAAAGCAGGUGCUACAUCUUUAUUGAUUGGUGACGAUGUUCUUCCGGAAUAUGUUUACGAAGGUCGGGUCUUAUCCAUUUCACCAACUUUAGUAAGAGAAGAUGCUGAUAGAAUGGCAGAGAAAAAUGCAGAAAAGAGAAAAGAAAUUCUAGGGAAAGCUCCUGGUGAGCGUGAUAAACGUAACCUUUAUUUAUUAAAUGAAGGUAAAAUUGUUGAAGGUUCUAAGAUGGCAAGCUUACUUUCAGCUAAAGAUAUGGAAAUUAGAGAAAAAUCAUAUAAGUUAAGAGUUGAACAAUUAAAAAAAGACCCAUCUCUUUAUUUAUCAAUGACUAGAUUAGCCAUUAGAAACCUUCCAAGAGCUAUGACUGAUAAGGCAUUAAAGGCAUUAGGUCGUAAAGCGGUAGUGGAAUUUGCCACACAAGUAAGAAAUGGUGAAAGACACCCAUUGAGCAAAGAAGAACUUGAUAGGUCCACGAAGGAAAAGUACAGAUAUAUGUCACCAGAUGAGAUAGAACGUCAAGAUAAGAAGGACAAAAAGAGCGGGUUAGUUAAGCAAGCUAAAAUUAUUAUGGAAGUUAAGGGAUCCAGUGCCGGUAGAAGUAGAGGUUACGGGUUCAUUGAAUAUAAAGAUCAUAGAAGUGCAUUGAUGGGGUUGAGAUGGAUGAACUGUCAUUCUGUUACAGAAGACGAGAUCUUAGAAUGUCUAACGGAAGAAGAAAGGAAACUAAUCGAUGCCGAUGCCACAAAGGGUAGACGCCUAUGUGUUGAAUUUGCCAUUGAGAACUCUAAUGUUGUUAAAAGAAGAAGAGAACUUACUCAAUAUUCCAGAGAAAACUCGAAAAGAAGACGUGAGGAAGACACUAAACCUGAAGUAGCCGAAACGUCGAAUAAAAAAGCAAAAAAGGAUGCCGCUAAGCAAGUGGAAGCAUCUGAUAAUAAGAAGUCUAGUGGCAUGAGUGAUGAUGUCAAACGUCUGAUCGGUAUAAAACGUAAGAGGAGACAAGGUAAGAAAUAA
This is a messenger RNA of Naumovozyma dairenensis CBS 421, 2106 nucleotides long. It is a transcript of the gene NOP4, whose product is annotated as mRNA-binding ribosome biosynthesis protein NOP4. The transcript has a single exon. The record is from RefSeq and is a predicted model, not a curated record. Bases 1 to 2106 code for a protein of 701 amino acids. NCBI's taxonomy places the organism in Eukaryota, Fungi, Ascomycota, Saccharomycetes, Saccharomycetales, Saccharomycetaceae. Gene Ontology annotation, molecular function: RNA binding.